AUGAAACAGAAAGUGCACAAUUUAUGCGAGAUUUGUAGCGAUAAAGGAAUCGGGCGACAUUUCGGUGCCAUUACCUGUGAGUCGUGUAAAAUAUUCUUCAGGAGAAAUGCGCUCAAAGAUCAGGUAAUGGAUUGCACUUCCGAUGGAAAGUGUAAAAUAAAUCCGUUCACUAGGAAGUUAUGCACAAAAUGUAGACUUAAUAAAUGUUUUGCUGUGGGCAUGAGAAAGGAAUUGAUACGAAACGAUAGGGAAAGGGAGGAAAGGAGACAAUUAGUGGAAGAAAAUAGACGCAAACGAAAGCUAUUAAAUAAAAGUCAAAACACGUCCUCAGAAUCAAAUGAGUCCUCAAAUCCAGCAUCAAUUGAGUCAACCAUAUCAACCAUAUCUAGUGAUUCUAUUGACUCUUUCUUGAGUGAAAUAAUAGGAUGUGUUUUGGACGUAUCGGAUGAGGACCUGGGCGCACAGAUUAUGGAAAUUGAAAAUUAUGUCAAUUAUAAAGACUCGGAUCAAAAUAUUGAGGCAUUGAGUGCUAGACAACUGUUAGACGAUAUCCACCAAAAGUCGCAACAAAUGUCUGUCAUUCCUAUGUUUAAGGAACUCACAGAUUAUAACGGUUUUAAACAAUUGGAAAUCAAUAGGAUUGCCGAGUUGUUGGGGUCGUCCCAGAUAUUUGACUACCCGUCCAGCCGACACUUCGGUGCCAUUGCUUGUGAAUUGUGUAAAGCAUUCUUCAGGAGGAAUGCACUCAAAAAUAAGGUUUGGAAAUGCCUUUCGGAUGGAAAGUGUAAAAUAACUCCAAAUACUAAAACCCUAUGCAAGACAUGUAGACUUCAUAAGUGUUUUGCAGUGGGUAUGAGAAAGGAAUUGAUACUAAAUGAUGAGGAAAGGGAGCAAAGAAGACAAUUACUCGAAGAAAAUAGACGCAAACGAAAGGCAUUAAAUGAAAGUCAAAACACGUCCUCAGAAGUCAAUGUUGACUCCUUAGAUGCCAUAAUAGGAUGUGUUUCGGAUGAUACCGAUGAGGACCUGAGCGCACAGAUCAUGGAAAUUGAAAAUUAUGUCAAUAGUGAACACUCGGACCACAGGCGACAUUUCGGUGCCAUUACUUGCGAAUCGUGUAAAAUAUUCUUCAAGAGGAAUGGCAACAAAAAUCAGGAAUUCAUACGAAACCACGAGGAAAGGGAGGAAAAGAGACAAUUAGUGGAAGAGAAUAGACGUAAACGAAAGCAAUUGAAUAUAAGCCAGAAUUCAUACCCAGAAUCAAAUAAGUCCUCAAAUCCAUCAUCAAUGAUGUCGACCAUAUCUAGUGAUUGUGGUGUCAGUGACUCCUUCUUUAAUGAUAUAAUAGGAUGUGUUUUGGAUGUAAACGAAAGGGAACUGAGGGAACAGGUAAUAGAAAUCGAGAAUUAUGUUAAUAAUGAAGAUUUGGAUCAAAGUAUUGAGACAUUGAGUGCCAGACAACUGUUAGAGAAUAUAAACCAAAAGUCACGACAAAUGGCUGUCAUUCCUAUGUUUAAAGAGCUCACAGAUUAUAACGGUUUGAAUGAAUUGGAAACUAAUAAAAUGACCGAGUUGUUGGGUGCAUCUAAAAUUUUU
Molecule: messenger RNA, 1596 nt
Organism: Oppiella nova
Lineage: Eukaryota; Metazoa; Arthropoda; Arachnida; Sarcoptiformes; Oppiidae
Source: the annotation of a GenBank genome assembly